AUGUCUGCAGAUAUGGACUUGUCUCCCCCGGAAGUUCCUGAACCAACUUUUCUUGAAAGCCUGCUCCGCUACGGCCUCUUUCUUGGUGCCAUCUUCCAGCUCAUUUGCAUUCUGGCAAUCAUCGUGCCCACCUCUAAAGGGCACGAAAAGGAGGAGACCGAGUCCACUAACGGCAAGGCAGCGGACCAUUCGAAGAAACCCAAAGCGUCAGUGCCUCAAAUUAGACCAAAAUCUAAAAAGGAAAGCAAAAAGAAGCGAUAA
This is a messenger RNA of Nerophis lumbriciformis (worm pipefish), 261 nucleotides long. Lineage: Eukaryota; Metazoa; Chordata; Actinopteri; Syngnathiformes; Syngnathidae. The record is from RefSeq and is a predicted model, not a curated record.